AUGGAUCGGAGUGCAAUUCCGUUAAUUCUACAGACAUUAAAUUUAAAAGAAGAAGAUGUAACGAAUAUUUAUCAUCAUGGUUCUUGGAUAUAUGGUACGAAUUCACCAACAUCUGAUCGAGAUCUUUUAAUUGUAACUCGUUCAUUAAAUAAUAUUCCACUUAAAUUUUGGAGUGAUUUUGAUUAUUUUCAUGAUUUUCAAUGUCUGAAAUUAUGGGAUCAAUAUGAUAUUGGGAUAUAUACAACUGAAAAUUUUGAAAUAUUAUUAGAAAAAAAUUAUUUAAUUUGUGUACAAUGUAUUUUUUUACCUGAUGAAUUUAUAUUGAAAAAUGAAAUUGAUUUUAAAAGCAUUUAUUUAGAAAAAUACUGUAAUACAAUACGAAUUAAAUUAGGUGCUUUUUAUGAAAUGUAUAGAGAUUGGAAAUUAUAUAAACCUGAAAACAAUUCUUUGUCACGUCGAGAUUAUAUAUUUAAACAUUUAUUUCAUGGCCUUCGAUAUUUAGAUUUUGCUGAACAAUUAAUACAAACACAAUCAAUACAUAAUUAUAAACGUGUAACAUAUAUAUUUGAUCAGAUGAAAGCUAUACGCGAUGAACCACCUAUAAAUUCCAGUAUGGAACGUGUUGCUGAAUUUGUUAAUUUGAAAAGUAUUGAAUUUCGUUCAAAACUCGACGUACUUGUACCAACAAAUAUUAUUAAAGGUUCAUUUGAAGCAAUGAUUACAUUUAAUUGUAAUGAUAAUAAUAUUGAAAAUCUUGAAAAAUUAUGUAAUAAUACAAAAUAUAAAUUUAUAUUGAUUCAUUCUGGUAUUGAUCAAGAUAAGAAUAAAUCAGAACAAUUAAUAGUAUCAUCACAAUAUCAUGGUGAAUAUCCAUUAAUAAUUCGACAAAUUGAACAAGAAAUUUAUCAUGAUUUUAAAGAUUUUAAUAUAGUACGUCUUCAAAUCGAAUCAUUAGUAUCAAAUGAAGGUGUACCAGAAGGUUUUACUGAGAAAAAAUUAUUUUGGAAUCGAUCAAACUAUUUUGCAUUCUAUUAUCUUAUACCAUUGGAAAAAGAUGGUAAAGGAGAAAAUUUAAAAAAAAUCGUAAAUACAUAUCGAUCAAAACAUAGAUUCAAUUCAGAUAAUAUAGAUUUAUUACAUAAUGAAUUUAAACAAACUAUUGAUAACAAUCUUCAUUAUAUUAGUAUUAUGCGUUUAUUCAACGUCGGCCGAGAAAAAGCAUUGGUAAUAAAUGAUGAAAUCAUUGAGAAUUCAAAUAGAAAUAAUUUACCGUUAACUCUUAUGAAAUCUGCGUUUAUUGUUUAUGAGAAAAAUAUUGGUUUAAAUCAUAAAUGA
Molecule: messenger RNA, 1335 nt
Organism: Adineta steineri
Lineage: Eukaryota; Metazoa; Rotifera; Eurotatoria; Adinetida; Adinetidae
Source: the annotation of a GenBank genome assembly